AUGUCCUCCGCCGGCACUAUCUCAUCUCAACGCUUUGGAUCAUCCUCCUCGGCCUCAUCAGAAUCAGGACUAUCUACCGCCUCUUCCUCCGCCACCAGCUACAGACACAGCAUGGACUCCUCCGCCCCUCGACCAUCAGUUGCCUCGGUUGAGGUUCUACGCUGCAUGCGUUGUGCUCGCUCGGUCGAAGCUACCUCAACUGACGAUGUCAGCUCUACCGGCAUGGUCCGCAUCGCCCACAACCUCUACUACUGUGAGCGUUGCGCAAAGAUGGUCGGUUACAAGUAA
Molecule: messenger RNA, 288 nt
Organism: Metarhizium robertsii ARSEF 23
Lineage: Eukaryota; Fungi; Ascomycota; Sordariomycetes; Hypocreales; Clavicipitaceae
Exons: 1
Coding region: 1-288 (95 amino acids)
Source: RefSeq, a predicted model, not a curated record